This is a messenger RNA of Jaculus jaculus (lesser Egyptian jerboa), 1781 nucleotides long. RefSeq names its product farnesyl-diphosphate farnesyltransferase 1 (gene Fdft1). NCBI's taxonomy places the organism in Eukaryota, Metazoa, Chordata, Mammalia, Rodentia, Dipodidae. Gene Ontology annotation, biological process: farnesyl diphosphate metabolic process; cholesterol biosynthetic process. The record is from RefSeq and is a predicted model, not a curated record. Gene Ontology annotation, cellular component: endoplasmic reticulum membrane. Gene Ontology annotation, molecular function: squalene synthase [NAD(P)H] activity.
AUGGCCGCGGCCGGCGGCAGUGCCAAGGCCAUGUCCCUGUUCAAGCGCACCCUGGUGCUGAGCCCGGCCGCGGCGCCCCGGACCCCCGGCGCGGCCCCGCGGGGCUGCCCGGUGCCUCCCGCCGCCUGGCCGGGCAAGGACCGGCCGCUGCUCCGCAGCACGGCGCCCUGCCGCCUGCCCUGGCCCCACGCGUGCUCCUCCGCGUCCCCCACCGCCACCGACGUGUGUCUGCUCUGCCCGCAGGACUCCCUGAGCAGCAGCUUGCAAACCUGCUACAAGUACCUGAACCAGACCAGCCGCAGUUUCGCUGCUGUCAUCCAGGCGCUGGACGGGGAAAUGCGUCAUGCAGUGUGCAUAUUUUACCUGGUUCUUCGGGCUUUGGACACUCUGGAAGAUGACAUGACCUUAAGUACGGAGAAGAAAAUUCCACUGUUGCAGACAUUUCACACUUUCCUUUAUGACCCAGACUGGCGCUUCACGGAGAGCAAGGACAAGCAUCGACAAGUGCUGGAGGACUUCCCCACGAUCUCCCUGGAGUUUCGAAAUUUGGCUAAGAAAUAUCAAAUAGUGAUUGCUGACAUUUGCAAGAAAAUGGGGUUUGGGAUGGCAGAGUUUGUGGAUAAGAAUGUGACCUCCAAACAGGAGUGGGACAAGUAUUGCUACUAUGUCGCUGGGCUGGUGGGAAUCGGCCUUUCCCGUUUGUUCUCGGCCUCAGAGUUCGAAGAUCCCUUAGUUGGUGAGGACACAGAGCGAGCCAACUCAAUGGGCCUGUUUCUGCAGAAAACAAACAUCAUCCGUGAUUAUCUGGAAGACCAGCAAGAGGGAAGAGAGUUUUGGCCUCAAGAGGUCUGGGGCAGGUAUGCUAAGAAGUUGGGAGAUUUUUCUAAGCCAGAGAAUAUUGACGUGGCCGUGCAGUGCAUGAAUGAACUUAUAACCAACACCUUGCACCACAUUCCCGAUGUCAUCACCUACCUGUCACGGCUCCGGAACCAGAGUGUGUUUAACUUCUGCGCUAUUCCGCAGGUUAUGGCCAUUGCCACUCUAGCUGCCUGUUACAAUAAUCAGCAAGUGUUCAAAGGGGUGGUGAAGAUUCGGAAGGGGCAAGCAGUUACCCUGAUGAUGGAUGCCACAAAUAUGCCAGCUGUCAAAGCAAUACUCUUACAGUAUGUGGAAGAGAUCUAUAACAGAAUCCCUGACUCGGACCCUUCCUGUAGCAAAACCAGGGAGAUCAUCUCCCAAAUCAGGAUGCAGAAUCUUCCUAAUUGUCAGCUGAUCUCCCGAAAUCACUACUCCCCCGUCUACCUGCCCUUCGUCAUGCUCUUGGCUGCUCUGAGCUGGCAGUACCUGACCACCCUGUCCCAAGUCACGGAAGAUGCUCGGACAGGAGAACAUUGAUUUGAAUUUGUCUGGAAGCUGAAGUGCUCAAGAAAUGGGUUAUUUUUUCCUCAAGGAUGGAAAUUGACUUGACUUCCCUUUCUUUUUCUCCUACUUUAAUCCUUCAAGAAUACUGUGUGUUGGACCUUUAGAAACUGUGCCAUGCAGUUGAGAAUGUGACACACAAAGGAGAGAACGCUUCCCCCUCAACAGCCUGGUACUUGGGUCAUGGUCCCCAUGCUUCUCAUGGCCAUUGGCAGUGCCCUGCCCACUGCACCUGAGCUGAAGUGGCCACACACGACUUAGUCUCAAGAUCUUAGUGACUCCUGGCUACAGUGACAAUUAAAUGUAUUUAAUUUGAAGAAGCCUUUGAAUAUCUACCAUAAUAGAAAAUGAAGGGAAUUUUC